AUGGUUGGUCACCGGGUUGGCAAGGUACUGGAGCUCAGAGCAGUAGGAAGCCAUGGCGAUCUCGGUGCCCUUGAAGCCGUAGUCCAGGCUGGGGUUGCGGCUGCCAGCCAGGUUGGAGGUCAGCCCGUUGUUGUAGAACUCGUUGACGAGCUCCGAGAACUGCGCGAACAUGAGCUUGCCAAUGUUGGCGAUGGCGAGACGGGUGUUGUCCAUGGACACACCGAUGGGCGUGCCCUGGAAGUUGCCGCCAUGGAGCGCCUUGCCACGGUGGACGUCGAUGACGGGGUUGUCGUUGACGGAGUUGACCUCGCGCUCGAUGGACUUGGUGGCAGACCGGAUGACCUCGAUCUGGGGGCCGAGCCACUGCGGCGACGUGCGGAGCGCGUACCUGUCUUGCUUGGGCUUGAGCUGCGUGUCAAUCUCGUUGACCUUCUUGGCGUGGCCCAUGAAGGCGCUGCCGGCCAGGAUGUGCUCCAUGAUGGCCGCGGCCUCGAUGGAGCCCGGGUGGUGCUUGAGCUUGUGGGUGAGGUGGUCGGUGAACUCGGGCUUGCCGUUCAUCACCUCGCAGAAGACGGCGGACAGGACCUCGGAGAGAACAGCGAGGACGUUGCAGUCGAACAGCACCGUGGCCGCGAGCGCAGAGCCCACGGACGUGCCGUUGACAAUGGCGAGCCCCUCCUUGGGGUUGAGCUUGAAGAAGCCGCCCUCGAUGCCAGCGGCCUUGAACGCCUCGGCGGCGUCCACCUUCUUCCCGUCAACAGUGGUGGCCUGCGCGUUGGGGCGUCCGGUGAUGAGGCCGGCGAUGUAGGACAGUGGCACAAGGUCGCCGGAGGCGGUGAUGGUGCCCCGGAGCGGGAGGCAGGGGCUGACGCCGGUGUUGAGCAGCUUGGUGAUGGCCUCGAGGAUCUCGAAGCGGAUGCCGGAGUAGCCCUGGAGGAGGGUGUUGAUGCGCACGAGCAUGGCCGCACGGGACACCUCCGCCGGCAGCGAGUGGCCAUCGGCGCCGGGGCCAAAGAUUCCAGCCUGAGGAUCCACUCGCUGCUGGCCUUGACGCGGGGCUGGCGCCCUCGAUCUUCACCACGGGCUCGCGGAACUGCGCCACCAUCCGCUUCACCUCGUCGAGGUGGCUGCCGGUGA
Messenger RNA from Triticum turgidum subsp. durum (durum wheat), 1137 nucleotides. NCBI's taxonomy places the organism in Eukaryota, Viridiplantae, Streptophyta, Magnoliopsida, Poales, Poaceae. The record is from the annotation of a GenBank genome assembly.